AGUUAACAUUUACCUUUUGGGUUUAAAAAAUAGAGUUUUAAAAGUGUUUUAAAUAGCAAGUGCCGCAGGCUUAAAGUUUGACAAGAUCUUGUUAAGAAGUUUUCUUGGUUCUUAUAUUGAAAGUAGAAAAGUGGAAUACUACAAACAACAACAACAAAAACCAAACAACGCGCAGAUAUUUGCCAACAUUUGAACAGCUAUAAUUUUUGAGUUGAAAACCUAAUUGUGGUUGUGUUUUGAAAUCCAUUUAAAGUAUUAUGAUAAAUGUUUGGUUUUCAAAGUAAUUGAAACCCCCAUUUUACACGACAUUGACUUCAAUUUGUUUAACAAAGUAAAGGAAAAUUAAAAAAACAACAAUAUUGAGCAAAUUAGUAAGCAUCCAUAAGGAAUAUUAAAUAAAUAAACCAGCAGCUUAAGAAAGUUGGCUGAAAACCGAAAACAAAUGUUUUGCUUAAGAAUGGAGUUAAUAAACUAAAAAAACACCCCUUUGCUUUACAAAAACAAAGGGGGGUUUGUUUCUACAACCCACAACAACAACAAAUAAAAGUGAAUCAUCCUCAUCAACACCCCAAUUAAACAAAAAUUUGAAAUUCCAAGCAGAAAAAAACCAAAACCACCACCAGUUAACCCAUACUUUUUCACCUUCAGGGUUUUAUGGUUUAUUAACAUCAAAACAAAUUACAACAGCAAUAGUACGAAAAAAACUGUUGUUAAUUUUUAAAAUUAAAAUAAUUACGGGAAAUUUUUGUGAAACACUUUUAAUAAUAACAACACCCAACAACAAUAAAAAAUGUUUAAAUUACAAGCUCUAUUUAGUUUAAAUAAAAUCACAAGCAAACGUGGUAAACAACAUAGAAGCAGCAACAUCAUGCCAACCACAAAAACAACAACAACAUCACCAUCACCAACCACAGUAGCAACAUCAGCAGCAGCAGCCAACAAAGUCUGCAAUGUAUCAUUAUUAUUGCUAAUUUCUAUGGCUUAUUUAAUAUGCCCCAUCAUAGCAUGGAUGCCUGAUGUUAGACCAGAUUUACAAUCUAAACAAGAUAAAAUUUUAGCCAAAUUCUUUGGCAAUACUACAGACUAUUUCAAAGUAUUGGAUCAUGAUGAUACAACGAUUUUAGUUGGCGCUAGAAAUGUUAUCUAUAAUAUAAGUUUAAAUGGUUUACGUGAAAAUAGUCGCAUCGAAUGGUACUCAUCAGAUGCUGAUCGUGAAUUGUGUGCCCUAAAGGGUAAACGUGAAUCAGAUUGUCAUAAUUAUAUCAGAGUAUUUGCACGUCUUAAAGAGGGACAAAUACUAUUGUGUGGCACUAAUUCAUAUAAACCUCGUUGUCGUCAUUAUGCUCCCAUUUUUGAUGAAAAUCAAACUACUACCUCCCAACCCACAUAUGAAAUUGUACGUGAUGUUGAGGCCCAGGGUCUGUGCCCCUAUAGUCCUAUGCAUAAUAGUACCUAUGCUUAUGCUGAUGAUCAAUUAUAUAGUGCUACUGUGGCGGAUUUUUCCGGUGGUGAUCCUUUGAUUUAUAGAGAAAAUCUACGUACCGAACAAUAUGAUUUGAAACAAUUGAAUCAGCCUGACUUUGUGGGUGCUAUAGAACGUAAUGGUUUUAUAAUGUUCUUUUUCCGUGAAAUAGCUAUGGAAUUUAUGAAUUUGGGAAAGACUGUUUACUCGCGUGUGGGCAGAGUUUGCAAAAAUGAUAGAGGUGGUCCUUAUACCUUAAGCAAAAGUUGGACUUCAUUUUUAAAGGCCAGAUUAAAUUGUUCGGUGCCCGGAGAAUAUCCAUUUUAUUUUAAUGAAAUACAGGCCAUUUCGCCCGUUAUUGAAAGUGGAUCGAAUCCUUUAGUUUAUGCCGUCUUUACCACUUCCGUCAAUGCCAUACCUGGAUCAGCAGUCUGUGCUUUUAACAUUGACGAUAUAAUGGAAGCUUUCCAAGGACGUUUUAAAUCCCAGAAAGACAGUCAAUCCCAGUGGUUACCCAUACAAGAAGAACAAAUUCCCGAACCCAGACCAGGACAAUGUGUUGAAGAUUCUCGUACGCUCUCCUCGAUAGCAGUAAAUUUUGUUAAAAAUCAUCCACUUAUGGAAAUGGCAGUGCCAGCUGUGUACUCACGACCCCUCUUAACUAAAGUCAAUUUACAUCAUCGUCUCACCACCAUAGCCAUAGAUCCUCAGGUGCAUGCUUUAAAUGGUGAUUAUCACGAUGUCAUUUAUACCGGUACAGAUGAUGGCAAAGUUACUAAAUUCAUUAAUAUACCCACCGCCUCGAAUGGCGGCACUUCAGCCAGUAUUGAUAAUUUAAAAACUGUAUUAAUCUCAGAACUACAAGUAUUACCUGUGGGUACACCAGUACGUGAAUUAGUAGUAUCCUCUAGCACGAACACUUUAUUGGUGGUAAGUGAUGGCAGUUUGGUCACAGUACCGCUACAUCAUUGUGCUCACGUUGUUGAUUGCGCCAGUUGUUUGGGUCUACAAGAUCCUAACUGUGCUUGGGAUCAACAGACACAUGAAUGUAAAAGUCUUUCCACAUCGAAUCAUAAAUUUGGUACAAAAACAUUCCUACAAUCCCUGAAUACCACCAAAAAAGUAGCCAAGAAUUUAUGUCCUAAAUCCUCUACACGUGGUACUGUCGUAGCCGAGGGUCCCGUCAUUAAUUUAGGUGCUGUUACUGAUAACAAUUUGGACUCACAAGUCAAUACUCAAAUUCAUAUUGAAGAAGAUUUAACGAAAAAACAUGUGUACAACAAUAUGGGUUCUAUUGGUGGCAUUUCAAAUCCUAUUGUUCCCGAUAUUAGCGCUCCCGAAUUGGAUAUGCCCACCGCAAUGGGUGGAGAUUUCCUUUCGAAUUCAUUUAAUGAUGACAAUAAGAUUACUUUACAUUCUGUAGAUCCUUAUGAUUUAAUGAAUUCUGUUAAUGGUCCUUUACAGGCCACCGCUGCUGGGGAUGAACAAAAGUUACAAUUGGCUGGUAAAAGUUUUUAUUGGGGUUUUGGUGUUUUAGCUUUGGCCUUAGUAUUCAUUAUAGGCGUUGGAGUGGGUCAUCAUUAUUCGAAACGUAAUUGCAAGACUCCAUCCAUACAUAGUCCACAUCGUAAUCAAUUUAAUCAAAAUCCCACCUUUGGCCUUAAACAUGGUAAAGAUAUUAAUCUUCUAAUGAACACCAAUCACUAUUGUCAUCCGGGCAAGCCCAGCUUAGACUUAGAAAAGGAUCGCAGUCAUGAAUGUAAAAACUCCACAGAGAAUCUAGAAAAAGAAUUACCCUGCAAAACAUCAACAUUAACAAAAGUUAAACGCACAUAUAUAUGAUUAAACUCAUGCAUGCUGGCAUCUACGUUAAAAUACUCUGGAUUUUAAACUCGAACAAGAAAAUCACAAAGGGUAACAGAUAAAAA
This is a messenger RNA of Lucilia cuprina (Australian sheep blowfly), 3390 nucleotides long. RefSeq names its product semaphorin-1A. Gene Ontology annotation, biological process: axon guidance; positive regulation of cell migration; negative regulation of axon extension involved in axon guidance. The transcript is spliced from 8 exons. Lineage: Eukaryota; Metazoa; Arthropoda; Insecta; Diptera; Calliphoridae. Gene Ontology annotation, molecular function: chemorepellent activity; semaphorin receptor binding. The record is from RefSeq and is a predicted model, not a curated record. Bases 791 to 3304 code for a protein of 837 amino acids.